AUGAAGGCUAAUGCUAUAGCACAUGCAAGAAAAUCUCUUUUGGAAGUGAUACGUAAUUUUGAAAAAGAAAUUGAUGAGUUGUGUAAAAUCUACCAAGAAAACAUUGAUGACAUUUUUGAGGAAAAGAAAAAGCAAGCAGUGGAGGACUUCAAGCAAAAAUGUGGCUUCAAUCGCACUGUGAAGUAUGAAGAAUUAGAAAAAACAUUAAUAGAAGAUAUCAAAAGUAAAAUGAUGAAAUACAUUGCGGCAAACAAUUUGAUGGAAGCAACCGCAAGAACUGAAAAUCAAAAACAAUUUGAAGAAGCACUGACAACGUUUGAUACUAGAAUGAAUGAGAAAUGCUUGACAUACACGGAAACAAGUGCAUUAAAGAGUGGAUUCGAGGAACAAAAGAGCAUAGCUAUAGAAACAUUCGAGAAGAAAGGGAAGCAAGUUGGCCCAUCUUAUUCAAGACGCAUCGAACAAUUGGAAGAUGAUAUUCCCGAGAAAUACUCGGUUUUUGAAUCUAAAAUUAGUGAUUUCAAG
Molecule: messenger RNA, 525 nt
Organism: Anneissia japonica
Lineage: Eukaryota; Metazoa; Echinodermata; Crinoidea; Comatulida; Comatulidae
Exons: 5
Molecular function (GO): GTP binding; GTPase activity
Source: RefSeq, a predicted model, not a curated record